Molecule: messenger RNA, 1003 nt
Organism: Pecten maximus
Lineage: Eukaryota; Metazoa; Mollusca; Bivalvia; Pectinida; Pectinidae
Exons: 1
Coding region: 86-1003 (305 amino acids)
Source: RefSeq, a predicted model, not a curated record
AUCUUCUACAUAUUGAAAGACUAAUUGUACGGCGUACUUGGUAUAGACUCUUACGUAUAGACUUUGUAUAAUUUACGAAGUAAAUAUGAGUGCCGAAAACAGUGCUAGUCUUGACGAUGGCUUUCAGGAGGUUAACCCGAAAAACAAAAAGGCUUCAGGGACAACUAGAGCUCCAAGCACAAGAAAAUCAAAACAACCAGUAAUUGACUUUUCACAAACAAGUAAAAGAUCAUCCUUGUCGGGACCUACACAAGAGUUGGGUGAAAAGCUAGACCGUGUGUGCGCUUUUUUGAAAGAUAUCGUUACAGCUGAGAUGUUGGACAAUAAACUUGAUAUCAUCAAAGAAGAAAUCAUGUGUCAGAACAAAGAAAUUUUUCAUGAACUAGAAAACAGGAUAAAUUCCCUAGAACGUGAAAAUCGCAUAUUGAAAAACAGAGUUGGAGAACUAGAGGAGAAAGUCGAUGAAAUCGAGCAAAGUCCGGAAACAGAGCCUGAAACCAAUAGAGACUUAGAAAUAAAAUAUAAUGACCUCGAGCAGCAAGGCAGAAAAAAUAGCAUACGAAUUUACGGACUUCAAGACGAUGGGACCAAGGAAACCACACAAGAAUGUACAGACAAAGUUGUCAGUCUGAUAAAAGACAAACUUAAACUCCCCACUUUUAACGAGGCUGAAAUAGAUGUAGCCCACAGACUCGGUAAACAUAUUUCAGGGAAAACUCGUAGUGUGAUUUGCAAAUUUGUGCAAAGGAGGAAAAAGUCCGAAGUUGUCACAAAACGACGUGCUCUGAAAGGAAGUGGUAUCGUGAUUGUUGAGGACAUGACCCAAAUGAACCGUACAUUGUUGAAUGAAGUGAAACAGGUCGAAGGAGUCAAAAAUACAUGGUGUUCGGACGGUAAACUUUUCGCGAUGCUUUCAAAUGACAAAAUUGUGCGAAUCGACCACUAUACUGUCUUCGAAAAUCUGACAAAUGAAAGCAAGAAAAAAUACAAGAAAUCGGCAUAA